Molecule: messenger RNA, 1506 nt
Organism: Podarcis muralis (Common wall lizard)
Lineage: Eukaryota; Metazoa; Chordata; Lepidosauria; Squamata; Lacertidae
Product: kazal-type serine protease inhibitor domain-containing protein 1-like
Biological process (GO): regulation of signal transduction; regulation of cell growth
Cellular component (GO): extracellular region
Molecular function (GO): insulin-like growth factor binding
Source: RefSeq, a predicted model, not a curated record
CUCCUCUUCUCCCCCUUUCUUCUGGCUUGCCUCCAAAAGGUCUUUGCUUCUUGUUGAUGACAUUCUCAAGAUGAAACCCCUGGUGGCUACAGUUUUCCUGGUAGCCCUGAUGCAACUUUCUCAGUCCUUCCCUGCCUGGUACCACAGAGGAUGGCUGAGACUGCUAAGGGAAGGGGACAGCUGUGGAAUAUGCAACCUGGAACUCUGCCCCGUGCCUACAGCCUGCCAAGCAGGGACCGUGUUGGACUCAUGUGGCUGCUGUCCCGAAUGCGGGAAUGUGGAGGGGCAGAUCUGUGACUUGGAUGAAGGCAGCCAUUUUUACGGGCAAUGCGGGGACAACCUGGAGUGCCGUUUGGAUGUCCAUGACAUCAAGUCUGGAGAAAUCCCCGAGCCACAAUGUGUCUGCAAGCUGCAGGAGACUGUAUGUGGACCUGAAGGGAAGACCUAUGAGAACAUCUGCCAGUUCCAUGAGGCUUAUGCAGGAAAGGGGAUAAAUGCGAGCAUAAAGCACAAAGGACCAUGCAAAUCGGCUCCUGUUAUUUCUUUGCCACCUCGAGACACCCAGAAUUUCACAGGGAAUGACGUCAUCUUCGGUUGUGAGGUAUCUGCAUAUCCCAUGCCGCACCUUGAGUGGAAGAAGAAAGGAAAUAAGAUGUUUCUGCCAGGAGAUGAUGCUCAUAUUUCAAUACAGGCAAGAGGGGGACCUCGGAAGUACAGUGUGUCUGGAUGGUUACAAAUUCAAGGGAUCAAGAAAUCAGAUGAAGGUGUCUACAUAUGCCAAACAAAAAACAAAUAUGGGUUUGCCUAUUCAUCUGCAAGGCUGAAAGUUAUUGAUGACUCAUCAUUAACUUUCCAGAAUAUUCCUGGCAGCUGGAGCACAAGCGAUGGCACAGAUUACGGAGACGAUUUUGAUUCUGCUGAAGACGAGGAAGAGGCAGAAUAUGAAUCUGGAGACUAUGAAAAAUGAAGCAAGUUUGGAUUGUGUAAGGGGUUGUUACGUGCUGAUGCUUUCAAGUUCAUCCGUUUUGCUUGUGUGAUUUGCACUGUCCUGAAACCUCAUAUUAUCACAACAAAAAUGUGUAUCAAAUUCUAGAAAUUAUCACAGUGCCUAGAAGUAUACAUACCAUUUCAAUCACACUAUUCUAAUUUUAAGCCUCCAUUAUAUUUAUUAUAUUCAGAAUCCUGCACACUGAGAAAAACCAUAGUGGCAAAAGAUAUAAACGUUGCACUUAUCAAGAUCCCUCUACAAUUCCUUGUGUGAGAUAUAACUCUCUGUCAUACAGCUGUAGGGCAGGAUAGUCACAUGAGGACUUCACAGCCACAGUAAGUUUUUGAAGACGGAUGCUACCACAUGAUUGCUGUCCAGAGUGCAACAAGAGUGGGACAAAAAUAACCUGUUAAAAAGUUACAGGAUUUCAGCAGGAAGUUACACUGAUUGGAAGUGCAGUAGUGUGACCAUCCCAAAACAUUUUCACUGCCCUGAUCAGUGGUAAAGGUAAAGGUAAA